Chaetomium fimeti is the source of this 1884-nucleotide messenger RNA. RefSeq lists its product as uncharacterized. The record is from RefSeq and is a predicted model, not a curated record. The transcript has 2 exons. NCBI's taxonomy places the organism in Eukaryota, Fungi, Ascomycota, Sordariomycetes, Sordariales, Chaetomiaceae. The coding region runs from base 164 to 1768 and encodes 534 amino acids.
AAUCAACGCACAUCAGCUUGACGUUACACGGCAUAGUCCUCGCAAUUUUGACCAGCACAGCCUCGCUGUGAGCUGGAAAAGACGGAAAGACAGAACACCCACGGCUGACACCCAACCCACCCACCGUCCAUUACGUUUUUGCCUGGCAACGACUUGACCAGACAUGUGUCAUCAGGUCGUCGAGCUCUACAAUAUUUGUGGAUGCCUCUACUAUCAACAUGCCGUCGACAGAUGCGCGUCGUAUGGACGGCCGAGGCACGGGAUUCAGCGGAAAACCAUUCGGGUCGGAUACAUGUGCAGUGACCACUAUGUGGACUCGGGUAUGGCGGCUGGCCCUCCGGCUGGUUUCGCGAGCUUUGAAAACAGCAGGCGUCCGGAGCCAAGGCGGCGGAAUGGUCACCGGUUGACCACACCGGCCGAUGGAUUCAUAAGCGACCGCGACGGGCCGGCUGCGCCGCGGCAGGUUACCAGGCCGAUUGCUGCUGCCCCGAAGAGCCACAACGAACUCGAGCCACCCGGUGUUCCAAAUUCCACAGACGGGGACGACUUGAACUGGAUGCCCUCCGACCCAGCCGACUCGGACAGCUCCCGGGACUCGGACGGGGAGAGCGGUGUCUCGGUCGCGUCAUCGGCAACAACUAUAGACGGCGACACGGUCGGUCUGUUAUUUACCAAACUCCUCCACUUUGGGGACCUGCGGUUUCUGUGGCCGCAGCUGAUCGCGCGAUCCGCGACCUGGAAGCGGUCCCAGCGCACCAUCGAGCGGCUCCUCCGGCGUUACUCGGACGACUUGCACAAGCUCGCCUUGAACGAGCCCUCCAACGAGUUGAUCACUAAUGAAGAAAGAGCAUUGCGCAUUCGAGCGUCCAAAUUUGUCCGCAGGUCGCGAGCCAACAUUGCGCAACGGCUCUGCGAAGCUCACUAUGAUUUCUCCGAGCAACGGCCAACUGAGGCGGAUACUGAGAAGGCGGGCGAGCAGGAUGGCCGAGAUGUGCCCCCUUUCGAAGAUAGCGACAGCGCCCCUGAGGACGAGUCGCUUUUUGUUCCCGAAGCAGCUGAAACGUUCCUCUUUCGGACCGAGCCGAUCCUCUUCUUGCAAGCCAGUGUGAAGGCGUUGGUAAGAUCUCGGGCCCCGAGGUCAACUGGGUUUGGAGCGGACAUGUGGAAUCGUUCCAAGUUGUGGUUUGAGAAUACCCUUCUGUCCAAAGCCUGGCAUCCCCGGUCGAAGUUGGAAAACAGCACUCGACUUCACUGGACUUGCGCAUGUGGUAAGGCGCUGUAUGACGACUUUGUCGAGCUCCGGCCGGGGGCUCUGGCCGAGCUACAUAGCCUACUACAACACUACGGCAAGGACACAACUGUCGACAACGACAUGGAAGUCUUCGACGUCGAGAACGGCCCGGAACAAUCAAGGGACUGGAAGCAAACAAUUUCGCAAGUUGUCAGCAGCUGGACCCAGCUCCUUGCCUCCAGGAAAAAAGCGACCAAUCUCCCUCGCUACGUUCAGGACAAGAAAAAAGCCGCCAUCCCCAUCGGGGCGUGCUCUCGCACGGGAACGGACGGCGGUGAGGCCCAUGACUUUGUGCUUCUCUGUAUCCCCUUCAUGCGCCUCGCCACGAAACUCUACCAACCCGAGAUAUGCCGCAUCAACUCAGACCAAGAAUUCAUCCAGCUACUACGCCACUACUACGCAUCCAAGCGAGGCCCCAGCCCCUGGAAGUGGCUGCGCAGGGUCAAGGCGAUCAACUUUGUCAAGGUAGGUACAUAACCCCCAGUGAACAUCACCACUGAUAUACCACUUGACUACCUAAUUAACAAACCCCCAGUUCGAACUCUACCGCAACCACCUAACCGACAUCCGCCUCACCCCCUCCCUCCCACCCC